This is a messenger RNA of Drosophila eugracilis, 2371 nucleotides long. It is a transcript of the gene Ing3, whose product is annotated as inhibitor of growth protein 3. Gene Ontology annotation, biological process: regulation of DNA-templated transcription. The record is from RefSeq and is a predicted model, not a curated record. The coding region runs from base 97 to 2139 and encodes 680 amino acids. The transcript has 2 exons. Lineage: Eukaryota; Metazoa; Arthropoda; Insecta; Diptera; Drosophilidae. Gene Ontology annotation, cellular component: NuA4 histone acetyltransferase complex.
CAUCUGGUCACACUGUUUUAAAAAUCUUAAUUUUUUUGAUAAAAUCGAAAGUAUUGUCCAUUCUUGGCUAAUUUCGCGGUCAUAUUCAUCUCCAUCAUGCUUUACUUGGAGGACUACCUGGAGAUGAUCGAGCACCUGCCACAGGAGCUUCGCGACCGCUUCACAGAGAUGCGUGAGCUAGAUCUCGCAGUUCAAAAUAACAUGGACUCCCUGGAUAAGAAAGCUCACCUGUUCUUCAAACAGUGCAAGCGCGACGAACUGCAGCACGAGUCAAUGGACACAGAGUUUCACAGCUUGCGCGGCGAGUACUUUAAGGUGAUGGAGGACGCCGACGAGAAGGUGGCCAUUGCCACUCAAAUCCACGAGCUGGUGGAGCGCUACCUGCGCCGUUUGGACAGUGAGCUCUUCAAGUUCAAGUGUGAACUAGAGGCUGACAACAACGGCAUUACCGAAAUCCUCGAACGCCGUUCAUUAGAGCUGGAUGGCAACUCAACGGCAGCCACCGCCCUUCUGCUAAGCAUGAACCAGAAAGAAAACCGAUACUACGGCGCCAGUUCGGCCAACAGUAUGGUAAACAGUUCGGCAAGCCACGCUUCUGGAGCUGCCACAGGCCCUUCGUCUGCCAUUGCCCUGGUAAGCGGAGCCGCUGGUUCUGGCAGUGCUCUCUCCAAUAUAUCAACGGCUCAGCUAAGCUCCAACCAGCGUCAUCGGAAGCUGGAAAAGCGACGUGAAACCAUAUGCACCGUUCCCGUCCAGGAGAAGCGCGCCAACCUUAAUCACUCGCUUCCCGUGGUCGGCGCCGGCUCCACCACAGCUUCAGCGGCUUCCUCCUCAUCGUCCACAGCUGCCGCUGCAGCCGCCGGUCUGGCCAGCGUCACAUCUGGCCAAUCCCAGACUUCCAAUCAUAUAAGCAGUAUCGCAGCAACACAUCUCACAUUGCCCGUGGCCGUAGGCGUUACAGGAGGCAAUAGCAACCUGGCCAGCAGCUCUCUAACUACUGGAACGAGCUCACAGGUGCGCCAACUUCCCACGAAUCUGGCACAUAGCGUUUUGAGCAAUUCAGGAGGAACUGUAGCUGCAACGGCGGCGGCUGGAGCAUCCACGCCUGUGGUCACAGCCGGUACGGCCCACGGGCAUGCCCACAGUGGCCAUUCGACCAGCGGAGCCACAGUCACCUACAACCUGCAGCAGCUUGGUGGAGGGGCAGCUGCAUCGAGUGCCAUUGCAGCGGCAGCAAGUCAGGCAAUCAUGGCCACGCAGCAAAUGCAGCAGGGCCGACGAACGGCCAGUCUCAAGGCUAGUUACGAGGCCAUCCAUGGAACGGCCGGAACUACGGCAGAGUUCUGGACACAGGCCGGUCAAAGUGGCCUGCAGCAGUCGACGGCCGGAACGGUGACUGUGGCUGCCGGUACAGCACUGGCCACUGGAGGGGCCACUGGAAGUAGCAGUGGCUCACACCACUCACAUCAUUCCCAGUCGCAUCACAGCAACCAUGGUCAUGGACAUGGCCAUGGGCACGGACAUCACCACAGCAGUAGCAGUCACAGUGGCGGUCACAGUAGCCACCAUCAGGAGAAGAAGCAGAAGAAGAAGCUUACGACUACGCUGGCAUUGCCUACAGUGCAGGCGACUGCUGGCUCUUCGUCCGGCAACUCGAUUGGCUCAGCAUCCUCUUCGUUGAGUGUAGAAUCGGUGGGCAAGCUAUCCACAACGGCGGCCAUGGCAGCAGCAGCAUCCGCAGGAUCUACGACCUAUAUGUCUGUUGGCGGACAGUCUUUGCUUGCCAUGACUACCGGUGGAGGCGGCAACUUAACGGAGAAUGCCUCUGAAAGCGUCCCAGCCGGAAUGAUUGCCAUGAACCUGCCAACUGCCACUGUGACGCCCGGUCUGACCAUCGGCGAGAACGGACUCGUCGUUGAGCAGACCAACGAGGGCGAAUGGUCAUAUGAUCCAAACGAGCCGCGUUACUGCACCUGCAAUCAGGUGUCCUACGGCGACAUGGUGGCCUGCGACAACGACGCCUGUCCUUACGAAUGGUUCCACUAUCCUUGCGUUGGAAUCACCCAACCGCCGAAGGGCAAGUGGUAUUGUCCUAAGUGCACCGCAUCCAUGCGGCGUCGGGGCAAUCGGAAGAACUGAGGCUGACUGCGCCUGCUGGCGCCCCUCUUCCGUGGCGGGGGCGGCGGCGUAGGCACUUGGUCGCGCCGCUAAAGGUGGAUAUAGACAGCAAGAAAUUUAAGCAAAAUUAUGAAUAAAGUUAAAGUUCAUUUUUAGCUAUGGUUUUUUAUACAUGGAAUUAUUAUAUUUUUAAUAUUAUAGCUACUUCUAACGAAUUUCCUAAAUUUUUAAUUGAUAAUAAAUGCCAUAAAUU